AUGACAGAAAAAUACUACGAUCUCGGUGAAUAUCAACUGCCUGUAUCGACACUCGAUCCCGAAUGCCAACUUUGGUUUGAUCGAGGUUAUCAUUGGGCACAGGGUUUCAAUCAUGAAGAAGCGGUCCGUUGCUUCAAAAAAGCCAUUGAACAUGACGGGAACUGUGCUAUGGCGUAUUGGGGCAUCUGCUAUGCUAAAGGACCAAACUACAACAAAGCUUGGGUUCGCUUCGACCACUCUGACUUGAUUGCGACGAUCCGUGAGGUACAGCACCUGCUACAACAAGCCCAGACGCUCGCUGCCCAAGCAACUCCGGUCGAACGUGCACUUAUCACUGCUCUACAAGCUCGAUUUCCUCGCUUGGAGGUCUCACCGGACAACAUCGAGUCUCUGGAUCUCGGGGCCUUGGACCGUGAUUACGCGGAUGCGAUGCGCGCGGUACAGGGCGAAUUCCCCAACGAUAUAGACAUUGCCGCGCUAUGUGCGGAGGCUUUGAUGUGUAUCAGUCCGCGACGUCUAUGGAACCUCGAACUUGGAACGCCCAGCGGCCCCCACACUGUACAAGCCCGUGAGAUUAUUGAGCGCGCUAUGACUCUUGAUGCUGGAGAUCAGCAUCCUGCACUAUGUCAUCUUUAUAUCCACCUUAUGGAGAUGUCACCGUAUCCAGAGAUCGCUUUACCUGCGGCCGAUCGGCUGCGCUCGGCAAUGCCUGAUGCAUCUCACAUGAUACACAUGCCCACACAUAUCGAUAUCGCAUGCGGCGAUUAUCGUCGAGCGGUGGAUUCCAAUCACCAAGCAAUGCUUGCUGAUGAUAAAUACUUCUCUGAGACCACAAGCUCGAAGCUCUAUACGGCGUACCGUGCCCACAAUAUCUACGUGAAGCUCUACAGCGCAUUGAUCUCUGGCCGCUUUAAAGAGGCAAUCUCUGCAGCUCGUCGCUUACCUGGGAUCCUGAACGAUGAACUUCUUUCUAUUUCCAGUCCUCCAAUGGCAGAUUGGACUGAAAGUUACCUGGGGGCGCUUGUCCACGUUUUAGUCCGUUUCGGUCGCUGGGACGAUCUCCAAAACCUUCCACUGCCUGAAAACCAGACUCUAUACUGUUCCACAACCGCCAUGAUUCACUAUGGCCGUGGUAUCGCAUUUGCAGUACUGGCUCGCAUUGGUGAGGCUGAGCUGGAGCAAGUUAAGUUUGAAGAAGCGAAAGCACGAGUGCCACAGUCACGCCUAAACAGUCUACCGGCGGUAGAAGUCGAUGUGCUUCAGAUCGCAUCCGCUAUGUUACAGGGUGAGAUUGAGUAUCGGAAGGGAAACUUCGAGUCUGCGUUUCGCAGUUUACGCCAGGCCACUGCUCUCGAAGAUGGCCUUCCCUAUGCAGACCCUCCACCCUGGAUGCAGCCAACUCGCCAUGCGCUCGGAGCAUUGCUCCUCGAGCAAGACCGAGUUGAAGAGGCCGAGGUGGUCUAUCGGGAGGAUCUUGGUCUUGGGGGUAAUCUUCCCAGGCGGCAAGCGAGAUUGAAUAACGUUUGGGGUCUUCAUGGUCUUCACGAAUGUCUCAUCAAAAACGGUAAAUUGGAAGAGGCACGCAUGAUUGGUGUCCAGAAGGAGCUUGCCUUAGCCUCCGCCGACGUGAUAGUUGAAGCUUCGUGCUUUUGCCGCCUUUCGGCUGUUCUGGGAGACGCGAAUGCCAUCCCUGCGGGCUGUUGCACGGGCGAGAGCCCGAAAUCUUGA
Messenger RNA from Penicillium egyptiacum, 1728 nucleotides. The record is from the annotation of a GenBank genome assembly. NCBI's taxonomy places the organism in Eukaryota, Fungi, Ascomycota, Eurotiomycetes, Eurotiales, Aspergillaceae.